AUGGCUGCAGCCGACCAGCAAAGGAAAAACUGGUUUUUCCUAUCCUUCUCCCCCACCCUCCCUCGUUUGUGGCUGAAAAUGGCUGUCGCUGACCAGCAAAGCACAAACAAGGAAGGAAGCAAGGAAGUGGGCAAACUUUGGCGCUUUGGAUAUAUGAAUCUGAGCAGGGCCAGGCACAUUCCAUCAGCAGCUCUCCGGAUGGCCAACGGCAGGACGGGCUUCUGGGGGCCCCGGAGGCCUUGCCUCCUCCUCUCCGUCUUCCUCGCUUGCUUCCUUUGGCACGGUGGCGUUGUGGCUGAGAAAAAGAAGCUUCAAUGCGCUUGUAUUGCCGAAUCCGCAAAGGACUUCAAGCCAAGGUGCUUCACAGACCAUUACUCCGAAGUGGGUUGUUCCUGGGAAGUGGACGCCUCUACCGACUGCCCCAAGAAGUUCUUCGUGCGUGUUAUAAGGACUGAUCGAAUCAGUGGCCGAACGAAAUCAUUGGAGUGUUCUCCUAAGAACAAGAGAGGCCAGAAUGCGACCCCCAAGUGUACUUGCGCCCUUCAGACUAAUGAAGUGUAUAGCUUCAUGUAUCUUUUCUCAGUGGAGGCCAAAGGGAAAGGGAUCUGGAAGAAGAGUGUGGACCCUGAUGACAUUGGAACGCAAACGCAUGACAACGGACAUGCAACUUAAAAUGGAACCCGGCAUGCCAACAGCAACCUAUACUGCUAAAGUGCGUCAGAAAAAUUAUUACCUCGGGAACAACUGGAGUGAUUGGAGCGUCCAGAUAAGUUGGCAAGCACUUGGGUGGAUCAGGUAGGGCACCUGUUGGCAUCCCAGCUGGCAUCCCUGUGUGUUCUGGGCUCCACAUUGUGGGCUCUUUUUUCUGGAUUUUGUAAACCUUCUGGAUUUGUGAAAUAUUCCGACCCCACCCGCAGGAACGUUUGUGCAUCAUCCGGCCCCUUUGAGUGAGUGACAGCAUUUCUCUCACAUUGCUGAAGGUCUUGCAUUUCCAAUCAGCUAGACAUCGAAUUAAUAUGCAGGCCUCUCACUUAAUUCAGUGCAAUUCUCUGCUGUAGACAAUACCUCUUUCUGAAGUCUCCCCAAUGAUUUUUAUGGUUUCUCAUUUAAAUAAAGACAAGAACACACAACUACAUUAACUUGUCCAGUGGUCCAUUCUUAUUAAAUUCCAUACAUAGUACAUAGUGCACAUGCAAUAAGUUAGGUAUUGUCAAUUCAAGUAGCCUCUCCACAUAGAUUCCUGUGUUGAAAGUGGAAUAAAAGUAUCUUCUGUCUCAUUUGUAAAGGAAAAGAAAGGAAGUCAACAUCACCAAAAGCAGGGGUAGGCAACCUAAGGCCCGUGGGCCAGAUGGGGCCCAAUCGCCUUUUCAAUCCGGCCUAUGGACAGUCCAGGAAUCAGUGUGCUUUUACAUGAGUAAAAUGCAUCUCUGGGUUAUUUAUUAUUUAAAAUGCAUCUCUGGGUUAUUUGUGGGGCCUGCCUGGUGUUUUUACAUGAGUAGAAAGUGUGCUUUUAUUUAAAAUACAUCUCUGGGUUAUUUGUGGGGCAUAGGAAUACGUUCAUCCCCCCCCCCAAAAAAUAGUCUGGCCCACCACAUGGUCUGAGGGACAGUGGACCAGCCCACGGCUGAAAAAGGUUGCUGACCCCUGACCAAAAGUGUCUAUCCUUGAAGUGCCUUUAAUUACACUUUUGUGGUGAGUAAGGCCUUCCAAUGGAGCCACACUCCAGAUACUAUUUAACCAGAUCUCUGUGGGGAGUUCUAUAGAUUGUUUCCAAUAUCGGGCUAUUGUAAAUUGGGCUGCUAAUAACAGAAAAAAUACUAAAUGUCUGCAUAUAAGGUUACUGUUUAAAUGUUAUUAAAUUAUUAACCCUUUUCUCCUUUCGGGCAGAAAUGGGUGGAAUCUGUGAGCUGAGCAUCCCCUUUUCAGGGGAUGAAGCCUGCCAAAUUUCACACAGAGGUCCAAGGGAGUUGUGCUUGGCAUCCUUAAAGUUGUUUUGGAAGGAAUAACUCAUUGGGCCCCCUAUGCCUCUACCCCUUCCAGGAACUGACUUGGCAGGCAGCACAAGCUUUGCAGGGCUCCCGCCCCAUACCUGGACUGAUCACUUUACUGAACUAUAUUAAAGAGUACAGUACACUAACACAGGCUUUGUUGUACAUGUGUGUUUCUGUGCCACGUAGCCCCUCAAGAAAGAACACUGCUGCAGAUGGACAGAUACCAAACUGAAAUGAACUGCAACUCAGGCCAGAACGAGGGGUGUGGGGUAAAGGGGAGCAAGGUCAUUCUGAGGAGCUGGGGGUGCUGUGCAUGCGAGAAUCCUCUUUUACCUUCCCAGCAACCCUGUGAAGUAGGCUAGUUUGAGAAAUGGCGAGUGGCCCGAGGUCACUCCAGUCAGUUUUGUGACUCAGCAGGAGUCUCUCCUUGGAUGAGAGGGAUGCAGAGGCCAGGGAAAGGACACCCCUCCACUCAGUUUUAUGCACCACCCUUUGGACCCCCGGGGAAACUCACCAAAUGAAACCUGCUGCCUCCUGGAUCUGGGUGUGUGCAGUGCAACUGAGCUGACUGCUGAACAGGACACAGUGCAGUCUGCAUGGGGUCUAUUCAUAAAAGCAAGACUAGGGCAGUGCCAGCAGGUUCCACGAAGCCCCCUUUCUUCUGAGAUUUUUGGGGGUGAUCUUGGUUGUUUCAGCCCAGGCUGUUGGGAGGGGUUGUGGGGAGAUGUAUCCGAAGGUGAAGGAAUUGAUAGCAGCAUUUAUUUAUCAGAAACUAGUCCUGAUGGUUUUAUUGUGUGGUUCUAUAAUACCUGUCGCUUUUGGCAUACUGCUUUAGAGAUAUGUUCACAUAGUUAUUUUUUAUAUAUAGUCAGGGAAGGGUCAUUGCAUCUCAGUGGUGUCUGCUUUGUACAUAUGCAGAAGGUUCCAGGUUCCGUCCCCAGCAUUUUUUAAAAAAAAAACCCUCUCUUUUUUGCAUUUAAUCUUUAUUAAUCCCAAUUAUCACUCUCCAUCAAAGAUAUAGUAAAGUAACAAGGCUUCCCUCCACCUGAAUGUGGGUCCUCUACAAUUCUAUAUUAACUGCUUAUUGAAUAACAUCUAAUUUAUAUUUAUCCAAUAUAUCCGUAAGUUAUGUCACCGUGCAGGAGUCAUUUCAGAUUUCAGAUGUUUACAAUGAUAUUUUAUGCAUUGUCUGUAUUUGUCCCAUUCUGUGUUAAAUUUUAGGUUGCCAUGAUUCCAAACUUUCCCCAUUAGACUUGCCAUCUCAGCGUACUCAAAUAUUUUUUUUCUGCCAUUCCAUUUUUUAUCCCCAGCAUCUCUAGCUAGGCCUGAGAGACACACCCUACCUGAAAGCCUGGGGAGCGAUUGCCAAUCAGUGUAGACAAUGGUCUGACUUAGUAUAAGGUAGUGUGGCUGCCUAUCUAUAAUUAGGCAAUACAGAAAAGGUCUAAAUAAGGGAGACCCACUCCAGCACACUGACUAACUUGUCAGUGAGUAAGUGCAUCCCAGUGACAGUACUGUUCAGUGGGAAGAGGAGGUGCAUGUGGAAACCUUGAUGCAAGCACCAGUUAUGCUACCUUUACCUUUACCUUUCUACUUCCAAAAAACCUACCUCUUCCUUCUUAGCACCCUUCCUGGGCCCCAUAGACCCCUGCUCUCCCCUCCCAAUGAUCUACCUGGUCAACUUUCACCUGCCCUUGGAGGAAAAAUAAUUAAGAGUAGAGUAGACGAGCCCAGCUGAAGCUGAAACAGACCAAAAGGGUUGCAGCGCCACGACUCCAGAGCCCGAACUGACUUGGCUGCGCACCCACACACAAACACGCGCGCACACAGACACCCACACCCCACGGGGCUGGCGUGGUCGUCCCGCGGCGCGCCCACUCUGCACAUGUUCAGGAGACACCGAUCGCAGUCUGUUGUGUAGCCGAGUUUGGUGCGAGCCCAACUUCCUGGCUGGCUGGGAACUCCCGGCAAAGGCGGGAAGGGGCCGGGCUCGGCAUGCAAAUCCACGCCCCAGGAG
Molecule: messenger RNA, 4008 nt
Organism: Zootoca vivipara (common lizard)
Lineage: Eukaryota; Metazoa; Chordata; Lepidosauria; Squamata; Lacertidae
Biological process (GO): production of molecular mediator involved in inflammatory response
Cellular component (GO): membrane
Molecular function (GO): cytokine receptor activity; protein binding
Source: RefSeq, a predicted model, not a curated record